Messenger RNA from Molossus molossus (Pallas's mastiff bat), 3553 nucleotides. RefSeq names its product tripartite motif containing 11 (gene TRIM11). The coding region runs from base 168 to 1574 and encodes 468 amino acids. Gene Ontology annotation, molecular function: protein binding; zinc ion binding. The record is from RefSeq and is a predicted model, not a curated record. Lineage: Eukaryota; Metazoa; Chordata; Mammalia; Chiroptera; Molossidae. The transcript has 6 exons.
UUCCGCCCCUGUUUUCCUGUCCGUAUCCGGGAGCCGCGGUGCUCAGCGUAUCCCGUGCUUCCUGGCUUCCGGAGCCCCCGAUCUCCGCAAGCUCCCCAAAGUUCCGGCGGCGGCAGGCUAGCGCUCGACCCGGCGGAGAGCGCCGCCUUUCUCUGCUUUGCCGCGCCAUGGCCGCCUCCGAUUUGUCCACCAACCUCCAGGAGGAGGCCACCUGCGCCAUCUGCCUCGACUACUUCAUGGACCCUGUGAUGACCGACUGCGGCCAUAACUUCUGCCGCGAGUGCAUUCGGCGCUGUUGGGGCCAGCCCGAAGGCCCAUACGCCUGCCCUGAAUGCCGCGAGCUGUCCCCGCAGCGGAAUCUGCGGCCCAACCGCCCGCUUGCCAAGAUGGCCGAGAUGGCGCGGCGCCUGCACCCGCCGUCCCCCGUCCCCCAGGGCGUGUGCGCUGCGCACCGAGAGCCGUUGGCCUCCUUCUGCGCCGACGAACUGCGCCUACUGUGCGCGUCCUGCGAGCGCUCUGGGGAGCACUGGGCGCACCGCGUACGCCCGCUGCAGGACGCAGCCGAGGACCUCAAGGGCAAGCUGGAGAAGUCUCUGGACCACCUGCAGAAGCAAAUGGAGGACGCGCUGCUAUUUCAGGCCCAGGCAGAGGAGACCUGCGCCCUGUGGCAGAAGAUGGUGGAGAGCCAACGGCAGAAUGUGCGUACAGAGUUUGAGCGGCUGCGCCGCCUGCUGGCAGAGGAAGAGCAACGGCUGCUGCAGAGGCUGGAGGAGGAAGAGCUGGAGGUGCUACCCCCACUGCAGGAGAGCGCGGUCCGCCUUGGGCAGCAGAGCGCACAGCUGGCGGAUCUUGUUGCAGAGCUGGAGGGGCGCUGCCAGCUGCCCGCACUGGGGCUGCUGCAGGACAUCAUGGAUACCUUGCACAGGGUCCAGGAAGUGAAGCUACAGCCACCUGAGGUGGUGCCCAUGGAGCUGAGGACGGUGUGCAGGGUCCCAGGGCUGGUGGAGGCUCUUCGAAGGUUUCGAGGGGAUAUAACGCUGGAUCCUGACACUGCUAACCCUGAGCUGGUCCUGUCAGAAGACAUGCAGAGUGUGCGGCGGGGGGACCUGCGGCAGCCCCUGCCCGACAGCCCUGAGCGCUUCGACCCUGGGCCCUGUGUGCUAGGCCGGGAGUCCUUGAACUCUGGCCGCCACUACUGGGAGGUGGAGGUUGGUGAGCGGGCCAGCUGGGCCUUAGGUGUCUGUAGGGAGAAUGCUAACCGCAAGGAGAAGGGCGAGCUCUUUGCUGGCAAUGGGUUCUGGAUCCUGGUGUUCCUGGGGGGCUUCUAUAACUCCUCUGAGCGGGCUUUCGCCCCCCUGCGAGACCCACCCCGGCGCGUGGGCAUCUUUCUGGACUAUGAGGCUGGGCACUUGGCUUUCUACAGCGCCACUGACGGUUCACUCCUAUAUGCCUUCCCUGAGACACCCUUCUCAGGGACACUGCGUGCCCUCUUCUCACCUCUCUCCAGCAGUUCCACCCCCAUGACCAUCUGCGGACCCAAGGGUGGGCCUGGGGAUGGGCUGGUUUCCCAGUGAGUGGGCCUCUCAUGCCUUUGUCCUGCAUUUGAGUCUUCGAGGGUGUCCUGAGCCAUGGAAAGAACUCCCAGUGCUGUUUCAUGUGUAUAAUAAAAUCCCUACCCCUCUCAUUCCUGGGAAGCCAGCACCUGCAGGGCCAGCAAUAUCUCCCGCGUGAUCUUCCAUAGCCAUCUUAUGUCACCAGUGCAUUGCUCACAGCUUUCUGCAGAACCAAGUCCCCUGGGAACACUGUGCUGGAGCUCAACUGGUCCAGGGGUGGGUGAGGCACCAGGGCCUGUGAAAUUUUCUGGGACCUCAGACUGAGCCCUCAACAGCCCCAGAGCUGCAUCCCCAAAGAGGCCACUGGUAGGUGAGUCUUGUCAGCCUUACUCAGUGUCAGAUCCUAAAAAAUGGUUCUGGAUGUGGUUGCCUCAUUUACCAGGGUGCAGCAGUCCUUAGGAGAGGAGGGGGCAUGGGAAAGGCCAGAGCAAUGGCACUAAGAGCAAGAGGUACUGCAAAAGGGAACUGAGGGAACUGGACUUAGCUCUCAAGUCUCCAUGUGUGGAUCACUGUGGCUGCAGAAUGUUCCUUCCUGUCCUAGAGCUGACCAGCUCAGGAAAGACACUGGCCCUGCCUGGGGAAGGGGUGAGGCUGCACAGACCUCUCCUGCACCCCACCGGAUCCAAGAUUUAUGUUGGCUUGUUUUCAUGUUUCACAAGAAGGCCUGGUGCAGCAUCUCUGCACCCCUAGAUUUAAUCUGUUGUAAGGACCACCCUCACAGUAAAUAAACUAUGUCUGUGAUGCCACAGUCUUUAAUUGGUGGGCGGGAGAGUCUGUGGGCAGAGACCUGCCACCCACUGCAAAGUUGGGAACACAGUGACUGCUGUCCAUUCAUUUCAUGCAACUGCCAUGUAAUUCUUUUGCAAAUAACCUGAUCAACAAUUCUAGGUUCCAAGGUAUUCAGUAGCUAACUACUUGAUUAUUUAUUCAUUUUGUUUUCAUGUAUGUGCCACUUUGAGUAUUUUAAACAAUUCCUUCAAAUUAUAUGCAUGGGACAUUUUUCUCAGUCGAGCCAGGAGUCUGGCACUUUUCUAGCUGGGAAAGUUUUCCCAUCCCAGUUGACUGCCUACUGUUUCACUUCCUAUUGAGAUUCUGCAGAUACUGGUUGGUUCCUGCCUGGAGCAAGAGUUGGACUUUAAAGUUUAGGACUUCCUGGAUGACCACUGGAACCCAGGAGGUGGGACCGCCUCAGGGUGACAGUUCAGAGGAGCACACGACUGCCCUGAGAACAGCAGGCCAUGGCUCUGUAGCAAAGCUGGACACCAGUGUGAGAGGGGAAAAAUAUUCCUUCCACCCAUCUGAUCCCUGUCUGGACCCUUGUAAUAAAAGAUUAAUGAGAAGAACGUUUAUUAACACAUACACCUGGUGCACAUGGGAAACACCCAGAAAAAAAUUAGAAACUCCAGCAGCAGCUCAGAACUCAUGCCUCUGCAAUAAGGAACACGCUUUUGGGAAAUGACCGGUCAAGGCAGUGUGAGGGAAGAAAGAUUGGUUAGGGGUAUUAAGUAAGAUUCCCAGAGCCAAACCCAUGGUGAGAGAUCUCAUUGUCUCCUGUGACUGACUCAGUCUUUCCUGGGGAGGGCUUUUAGCUUCUUUAUUGUGCUUAUCAACUGCCUCCACCCCAAAUUAUCCUGUUGCCAAAGUGGGAUAUUUGGAAUGGAAUGUUUAGCCAUCCAUGACCAAGUGACAAGAAAUUAGCUUAGUUGAUGCCUAUCCACACACAUGCUGAAUAUACUUUCCAUGUUUUACCUGCUGAGCCAGUGGGGCUUUCCUGGGCACCAUGGACCACAGUAAACAGAGAAGAUCCUGUUCAUGGAGUUGAUACUGUUAUGUGUCAGCGAGAUAACCAUAAUCAGAGACGCACAGCCACAUUGUAAAGGAGCGCUUUAUUCUCACUGGAGGACUGAGAGGGUAUAGUCUCCCAUGAUUCUCCUUGCUCG